Molecule: messenger RNA, 1536 nt
Organism: Postia placenta MAD-698-R-SB12
Lineage: Eukaryota; Fungi; Basidiomycota; Agaricomycetes; Polyporales; Adustoporiaceae
Exons: 11
Coding region: 1-1536 (511 amino acids)
Molecular function (GO): iron ion binding; oxidoreductase activity, acting on paired donors, with incorporation or reduction of molecular oxygen; monooxygenase activity
Source: RefSeq, a predicted model, not a curated record
AUGUCGAGACUAUUUCUUGUUCUGGAUACAGGGGCCGCCGUCUUGUUAGUGGCGUUGCUGUUUGUGGUAUACCGGGGUAGACAAUCGGCCCGAGGUCCUCUGCCUCCAGGUCCGAGGGGAUGGCCGUUGGUGGGCAAUGUAUUCGACAUGCCUUCCACCAAUGAGUGGAACACAUACAUGUCUUGGGGUGAGAAAUGGGGUGAUAUCGUCUCCGUAACGUUAUUCGGGCAGCACAUCGUUAUUCUCAAUUCGGUUCAACACGCCUACGAUAUGUUCGAGAAGAAGAGCAAUAUUUAUUCAGAUCGUCCAGUCAUCACAAUGGCAGGAGAAAUGGUUGGUUGGGAUAGGACGCUGGCUGUGCUGCGUUACGGUAAACGCUUUCGCGAAACCCGCAAGCUGUUCUCUCAGUUGAUCGGUACCCGGAAUCAUGCUGAGCGAUUUUCUCAUCACCUCGAGCAUGAGGUGCAUCAAUUUCUUCGUCGUGUUCUUCGUGAACCUACUUCGCUUCUCAAGGAGGUCCGGAAAACGACGGGUGCAGUGAUACUCAAAAUGGCAUACGGCUAUGAGGUUCAAGAAGGUGAUGAUCCUCUUGUCGACCUGGUCGACCGAGCAGUCGAAGAAUUCUCCAUUUCGACACGUCCCGGCGCGUUUCUGGUCGACACACUUCCUGUCUUGCGGCAUGUCCCGGCUUGGAUGCCAGGAGCUGGCUGGAAGAAAAAGGCCCAAGUCUGGGCCGAUGACCUCGAAAUGACAUGCAACGUACCAUACGCAUUUACACAGCAGCAGAUGUCGGCCGGGACUGCCAUUCCUAGCUUCACGUCUGCGCAUCUGGAAUCAAAUCCCGACCCAGAGCAAGAGAUCUUGAUCAAGAACGCGGCAGCCUCGUUAUACAGCGGUAUUUCCAGGUCACGUUUCAGCAGUAUCCACUUUUUCCUGGCUAUGACAUGCUAUCCGGAGGCACAGCGGAAGGCCCAAGCAGAGAUUGAUGCGGUCAUCGGCAACGAUAGAUUGCCUACUCUCGCGGAUCGUGACAAACUGCCUUAUGUUACCGCUCUUUGUUGGGAAGUUCUACGUUGGCAACCUGUCGUCCCGUUAGGAUUUCCUCAUUGCCCGGUAAAAGAUGACAUUCAUGCAGGCUACCUUAUCCCGAAAGGCACUUUAGUGUCUCCCAAUAUCUGGAAAUUUCUGCAUGACCCAGACACUUAUGCAAAUCCGUUCGAUUUUGAGCCGGAGAGGUUCAUAGCAUCACCCGGGAAGACGGCAGAGAAAGAUCCGCGUCAGAUCGUAUUCGGGUUCGGAAGGCGCAUAUGUCCAGGGAUGUACCUCGCUGAUGCAUCCUUGUUCAUCUCCUGCGCGGUGUCAUUGGCUGUCUUUGACAUCUCGAAGGUCGUGCGCGAUGGAAAGGUGAUAGAGCCCGUGAUCGACUACACGAGUGGGACAAUCAUUCAUCCACGUCCUUUCGAGUGCUCGAUAAAACCUAGGUCAGCAAAUGCUGAGGUGUUGAUCACGGCAAUGCACGAAACGAGGGAGAAGUGA